AUGGAAUGUAUUCUUCUUGCUGCUGAUUAUCGAAAUCUAACUGAACUUAAACUUAUUAAUUUCACGCAAGAAGUCGCUUUAAAUUAUUUUACAAUACACACAUUAGAUGAUCGUUUUUAUUUACUUGAUGGUCGACUCAAACAAUUAACUACAUUUAUUAUUCGAAUAUCUGACAGAAGCAAGUCUUCAUCAAUCAUUCACAAUAUGGAUGAUUUACCUAAUUUGAAAUGUUUUUCAUUCACAUGUUAUCGUCGAAUUAAUAAUUAUGAUGAGAAAAUUCUACCUCUUCUUCAUCGUAUGACAUAUCUGAAAAAAUUAACUUUAUAUCUUUAUAUAGAAAAUCGAGGUAGAUUUAUCCAUAAUUCUCAUCUUCAAAAUAAAAUUCUUCUUUAUAUGUCACGUCUUCAUUCAUUUACUUUUUAUAUUAGUACUUAUGAUGAUACUGAUGAUUUAUUUCGUUAUGUACCUAGUCAAGAUAUUCAAUGA
Molecule: messenger RNA, 486 nt
Organism: Rotaria sp. Silwood1
Lineage: Eukaryota; Metazoa; Rotifera; Eurotatoria; Philodinida; Philodinidae
Source: the annotation of a GenBank genome assembly